This is a messenger RNA of Prionailurus viverrinus (fishing cat), 3986 nucleotides long. RefSeq names its product rubicon like autophagy enhancer (gene RUBCNL). Lineage: Eukaryota; Metazoa; Chordata; Mammalia; Carnivora; Felidae. Gene Ontology annotation, cellular component: intracellular membrane-bounded organelle; autophagosome membrane. Gene Ontology annotation, molecular function: phosphatidylinositol phosphate binding. Bases 224 to 2176 code for a protein of 650 amino acids. The record is from RefSeq and is a predicted model, not a curated record. Gene Ontology annotation, biological process: autophagosome maturation; autophagosome-endosome fusion; autophagosome-lysosome fusion. The transcript is spliced from 14 exons.
UCGAUGGGGGUGGGGUGGCGGCGGCGUGGCAGCGUCAGGGCGCCGCUUCCCCCUCCUCGCUCCCUCUUUCCGCCGCGGUGGCGCGCGCCCGGAGCCCAGCGAGCCGGGAGCCGACGCGAUGCGCGCACCUGGUAAGCUCUCUGGACCCCAGCUGGCCUCAUGGUGAGUUCAAGGCCCUAAUCCAGUAGUCCAACCGAGUUCACGCCACCCUGAGCCUGGAAAGAUGGUGUCACAGUCUAUGGGCCGGCAGGAUUCUCCUGUGCACCCUUGGGAAGGGGUGAGCAGUGACCCUGGUGACGUUGAGGAUUCGCCCAAUCUCCUGGACACUGACCAGCCUCCUUGCAAAUCAGACGUCAGGUUCAUGAGGCACAGAGCUGCCUGGAUUAACCCCCAGUGUGCGCAGCAGCAGCUACAGGAUUUGCCCCCUCAGGUGCCGACAGCGGGGAACGGUGGGAACCACUUUGGAAGGGAUACCGCCUGUUCCCUGGGCCCUUCACCGUCGUCCCUUGGGGACUCCAUGGUGGAGACAUCACUGUCCAAGGAUACUGCAGACUCUGCCUGGGGCUCCGGUGACAAGAGCAGCGACUUCUCUUUUACCUCCAAGGGAGAACAGGCAGUGCUCCCAGGAAAGUCUCCUCAGACGUCUGUGUUCACAAGCUCCAAGGCUGCCUCCUCAUGUCCAGAAGCUGACAGCGCUUUUUUGAAGCCUUCCCAUCUGACAGCUUCCGCUGAUGAAGGUGCUGUUCCAGUCGGUAGAAGAACCACUUCUUUGAAUUCCUUCUCCCCAGAAGCAUUCUUGCUCCCUGUCGAUGUAGAAAAGGAAAAUGCCCACUUUUACGUAGCGGAUAUGAUGAUAGCAGCCAUGGAGGAAAUAAAGUGUACCAUCCUCGGUCAACAGCACACACAGAACUGGAGCGUAGAAGAAGCCAGUGCGUCGCUCGGGAAUGAUCAGGCGGACCCCGAAAUGGCCUUUUAUACGAGCAUAAAGCAGGAAUCUGGGUCUUCCGAUUCUUCUGACAGUGGCUACGAAGGCUGUGCUGUGUUACAGGGCAGCCCCGUGGCUGGGACCCCCACUUACUGUGAUGUGCUCAAAGAAGCCUGUAAAUGUGACUUCGAUGACUUUGUCGUCGUAGAAGUUGGUGAGUUUAACAAUAUCACAGAAACCUGUGGAUGCCCCUGCAACUCCUCUAAGAGUGUCACUUAUGAGCCAAACUUCAAUUCUGCUGAGCGAAUAGCCAAAGAGUUGUACCGAGUAUUCCGGAAGUGCUGGGUGUUGUCAGAAGUUAAUCAUCAGCUGGCAGGUUCUCCGAAUGCAGCUGGCUCGAUCGUUGUGAAUGAAGAGCGUGUCCGAAAAGACUUUGAAUCCAGCGUGGAUGUAGUUCAGGAAAUUAAAUUUAAGUCGAGGAUCAGAGGGGCUGAAGACUGGACGCCCCCUAGAUUUCAAAUCAUAUUCAGUGUUCACCCACCACUCAAGAGGGAUCUCGUGGUAGCAGCCCAGAAUUUUUUAUGUGCUGGCUGUGGAACUCCAAUAGAACCUAAGUUUGUGAAGCGGCUGCGGUACUGCGAAUACCUGGGGAAGUACUUCUGUGACUGCUGUCACUCCUACGCGGAGACCUGCAUCCCUGCCCGCAUCCUCACCUUGUGGGACUUCAGGAAGUACUACGUCAGCAAUUUCUCCAAACGGCUGCUGGACGGCCUGUGGCACCAGCCGGUUUUCAAUUUGCUGAGCGUUGGCCACAGCCUGUAUGCCAAGGCCAAGGAGCUAGACAGAGUGAGGGAAACCCGGGAGCAACUUUUUCAUAUCAAGAAGCUGUUGAGGACCUGCCGGUUUGCUGAAAGCACGUUAAAGGAGUUUGAGCAGGUGCCGAGGCACUUGACUAAUGAGCUCCACCUGUUCUCCCUGGACGAUCUGGUCAGGGUCAAGAAAAAGCUGCUGGUGCCCUUGCUCAAGGACAUUCUAAAAGCUUCCCUCGCACAUGUGGCCGGCUGUGAGCUGUGUCAAGGAAAGGGCUUCAUUUGUGAAUUUUGUCAGAGUGCCGCGGUCAUCUUCCCAUUUCAGACCGAAACGUGUAGAAGAUGUUCAGUUUAUAUUCCCUCUUGGGAGUCAAGGAUCGGCAUGGUAUGUCACUAUCACCUGUCUGUGAGAUUCAUGUCAGUAUCUUCAUUUCACAAGUAAGAAAACAGGCUGAGAGAAGAGGAACAACCCACAGGUAGUGCACGGGACAGCUGGAGUUGGCUCUCGAGUCUGCCUGCCUCCAAAGCCCGUGAUCCUAGCCCCUACCUAUGUGGUAUCUUUUGGAGACAAUACAAGCGAAAGAAACCAAUUUCUAACUGGUAAGUGCGGUCCAAGCCUCAGUUCGUGGCACGGGGCUGAGUGCCUUCUCAGUCUCUUGCGUUGAUUUGAGGAAGUUUCUGUGGCUUAUGCAUUGCUUGAAGGGCUCUGUGUUUGGGCUGCUGUGUUUGUAAGGCACUGGUAUGUGUAUGUGUGGGAGACACAUCUUUGAUGUUGAGGAAGAGGGCACGGCAGCUGCCAGGAAGUGAUGCUUUUGACUUUUUAUUUUGAGGCAUAUCGAGGCAAUAUAAAUAACCAUUCUAUGGGCUUGGCUGAGACGUGGUUCCUCCCCACGUGGUAUUAGACGGGUUUUCCCCGCAAGGUGCCUGUUAGAACAAAGAAGCCACCUCCGCGCACGGGCAGCAGUCUGCAGGGAAGUGAUUCACUGUGAAAUAUGUUGCUUUUUAAUGGGAUUUACUCAUUGUCCUAGUUUUUCCACGUAACUCUUCCCUGGCCGCCAGAAGGAAGAUGAGGACUUGGUCUUUCUCAUCAGGCUGUCAUCCGCCGUGACGCCUCGAGUGGCAGUGCUGGGAUCCCAGUGAUUACUUUGGCCUUUAUGCCGUUGCUCGAAGAAUUCCAGUAACGUGUCACUUACAGUCGUGGCUCUCAGCUGCAGGCAGGGAGUUAUACCAGGGGACGUGGAGCGAGGAGGGAUGAAUCAUCUCAAAGAUGUCCUAGUGGGUUGGCUUGGGUGAGAAUUAUUGGAUCGAUUCCCAGGUCUGCCGCUUUGUAUUCGUGUGGCUUUGGGAGAGAUACUUCGACGGUCUGUGCCUCUGUUUGAAAAUGGGGGAUGAUAAAUCUAUACAGUUGAUAGGAGGAUUAGAAAUGAAAAUGAAGCACCCAGCAGAGGGCCUGGUACAAGCAAUUAUUAAGUGGUAAUAAUUAGAUCUAGACAGAUUAAAUACUGAGUUAUACCACCUAUUUUCUGUGUACCUUUGUGGAAGUUACUCUGUAUCUCACUUUAGUCUGAGGAUUAGAGCAAUACCCACCCCCCACCCCCCCACCCCUGCAAAAAGCCACGUUGAAGUUCUCAGUCCAGGUACCUAUGAUGUGACCUUCUUUGGAAAUGGGUGUUUGACGAUGUAGUUAAGAUGAGGUCCUCCUGGGUUAGGGGACCCUAAUCUAAUGAUGGGUGUUCUUACGAGAAAAGGGAAGUUUGGACAGAGAUAGACACACAGAAAUCACAGGGAGAACGUCACGUGAAGGAGACAUGGGGCCACGUGUCUGUAAGUCAAGGAACCCUGAGCACUGCCGGCAGCCGGCAGACCCCUAGCAGGGAGGUGUGAAGCCGGUCCUCCCUCGCGGCCUCACGAAGGAACCAGCCCUACCCACACCUUGACUCUGAACAUCUAGCAUCCAGAACCGUGAGAAAAUGAACGCCCGUUGUUUUAACCCACUUGGUUUGUGGUCAUUUGUCGGCGCAGCCCUAGGAAACCGACGCACCAACGUUCGGCAUUGUUAGGAGGGCUAGAUGGUGAUUAAGUGGCACGCUUCCUGGUGCCAGAGAGGCGUCAUCCAGUCUGGACCUCUGACCUUCAGGCAUCAAGACACUGAGAAUGGACUCUGAAAGAUAACGAUGGCAUGGAAACCGUACCAUCCGUAGGUCGGUGGGCGUCUAGACAGACAGAGAUCCCCAAACAGAGCGAUGACGACC